This is a messenger RNA of Melospiza georgiana, 2502 nucleotides long. RefSeq names its product 6-phosphofructo-2-kinase/fructose-2,6-biphosphatase 3 (gene PFKFB3). The transcript is spliced from 17 exons. Gene Ontology annotation, biological process: fructose 2,6-bisphosphate metabolic process; fructose metabolic process. Lineage: Eukaryota; Metazoa; Chordata; Aves; Passeriformes; Passerellidae. Gene Ontology annotation, molecular function: fructose-2,6-bisphosphate 2-phosphatase activity; 6-phosphofructo-2-kinase activity; ATP binding. Bases 489 to 2084 code for a protein of 531 amino acids. The record is from RefSeq and is a predicted model, not a curated record. Gene Ontology annotation, cellular component: cytosol.
GCAGCCGCGAUUGUCGCACCGCUCCUUCCCCGCCUGCCUCGCGUGGAGAUUCUGCUGCCUUUCUUCUCUUGCUGUUUUUUUUUUCCGAUUUAAAAGGAAAGAUAUUUUAUUUUUUUCCUGUUUUUUUUUUUUUAAUAUCUAUAUUUUUUUCUACCCCGCUUUCCAUCGGGGCUCGCCCUCGCUCUCUCUCAGCGCGCAGCGGCUGCGCUGGGGCCAUUCCUGCCCGGCUUUGUGCCCUGCAGACCCGGCCCUCCUCUUCCUCCUCCUCCUCCCCCUCCUGCCGUAAAACCUUCACGAGGCUCACAGCAGCAUCCGAAAGCGCCGCAGCCGCUCGCCCAAACCACCGACUGCAACAAAACCCCCUUUUUAUUCUAUUUUUUAUCAUAUAUUUCCCCCACCUCCUCCCCCCUCCAUUUUUUAUUUCUCCUCCUCCCUCCCUCAAACGCAUCAAGGUGGACGCGGAGCGCAAAAAGACCUUUGUUUUAAAAAUGCCCAUGGAGCUGACGCAAAGCCGCAUCCAGAAGAUUUGGCUUCCCAAUGACAACCGGCCGGCGCUGCCCCGCCGCUCCUGUGGGCCUCAGCUUGCCAACUCCCCCACUGUGAUAGUCAUGGUUGGCCUCCCAGCCCGUGGCAAGACCUACAUCUCCAAGAAGCUGACGCGCUACCUCAACUGGAUCGGUGUCCCCACAAAAGUUUUCAACGUUGGGGAGUACCGCCGGGAGGCCGUGAAGCAUUACAGCUCCUAUGACUUCUUCCGUCCUGACAACGAGGAGGCCAUGAAAGUCAGGAGGCAAUGUGCCAUGGCUGCCCUGAGGGAUGUGAAGCUGUACCUGACGGAGGAGGCCGGGCAGAUUGCGGUUUUUGAUGCCACCAAUACCACGAGGGAGAGGAGAGGGAUGAUCCUGAACUUCGCCAAAGAGAACGGGUUCAAGGUGUUCUUCAUUGAAUCUGUCUGCAAUGAUCCCAACGUGGUUGCCACCAACGUUAUGGAAGUGAAAUUGUCCAGCCCAGAUUACCGGGACUGUAAUUCCACUGAUGCCAUGGAGGAUUUCAUGAAGAGGAUCAAUUGUUACCAAGCCAGCUACCAGCCCCUCGACCCUGAUGACUAUGACAGGGAACUUUCUCUCAUCAAAGUCAUCGACGUGGGCCGGCGGUUCCUGGUGAACAGGGUGCAGGACCACAUCCAGAGCAGGAUUGUUUAUUACCUGAUGAACAUCCACGUCCAGCCCCGCACCAUCUACCUCUGCCGGCACGGGGAGAGCGAGUUCAACCUCAAGGGCAGGAUUGGAGGCGACUCUGGCCUCUCCAACAGGGGCAAGAAGUUUGCAGUGGCACUGAACAAAUUUGUGGAAGAGCAGAACCUGAAAGACCUCAAAAUUUGGACCAGUCAGCUAAAGAGGACAAUCCAAACAGCAGAAGCUCUCCAGCUGCCCUAUGAGCAGUGGAAGGCACUCAAUGAGAUUGAUGCUGGUGUGUGUGAAGAAAUGACCUAUGAAGAAAUCAGGGAGCAGCACCCAGAGGAAUUUGCUCUGCGUGACCAGGAUAAAUAUUACUACCGUUAUCCUUCUGGGGAGUCCUACCAGGACCUGGUGCAGCGCCUGGAGCCGGUGAUCAUGGAGCUGGAGAGGCAAGAGAACGUCCUUGUCAUCUGCCACCAGGCUGUCAUGCGCUGUCUCCUGGCCUAUUUCCUGGACAAGAGUGCAGAUGAAAUGCCCUACCUGAAAUGUCCCCUGCACACAGUGUUGAAGCUGACUCCGGUAGCCUAUGGCUGCCGGGUGGAAUCCAUCUCCCUGAACAUUGAAGCAGUCAACACCCACAGAGAUCGGCCAGAGGAAGCAAAGAAGGGACCUAACCCGCUCAUGAGACGUAAUAGCGUUACCCCUCUAGCAAGCCCUGAGCCCACCAAAAAACCUCGCAUCAACAGCUUGGAGGAGCAUGUGGCUGUUUCUCCUGCCCUGCCAGGCUGUGUUCCUCAGGAAGUGCCCACGCAGAUGCCGGGACAACCUUUACUAGGGAAGGCAUGCCUAAGACCCGUUUGUCACUUUCUCAAAGUUUUCUCUUUGCUAAUAUUUCCAAGAACAUGAACACCUCCCAGAAGCCGUCGUGACUCCGUGGGCACCGCUGUGAGGCCGCCGGCGCCGCCAGCUUCCCAUCCCAUCGCCAUUCCCGAAGCUUGCUUCCAACCCAGGCGGGGCUGGCUCUGCUCCCCCUGCCCCAAACCCUGCUCUGCUCAGCGGGGAGGGAUGCAGGAGAGCCCAGGAGGAGCCCAGCUCCAUCCCAGGGUCACCACCAGCUCUUCAGGCUGCAGCGUUUGCUCUCCUCUCCGGCAUCCUGUUAGGUCGUAGCAAGCUGUAAAGUGCUUCUGUAGUGCACAGGAGUUUCAUUUUCUUCUCUUUUCAGUGGUUUUUGAUCUUCUGUAUAGAUGAUUGGUACCCAUCUGUCUCUGGGUGGGGUGUGUAUAUAUGUGGAUGGUGCGGGGUUAGUAGAGAAAUAGGGGAAAGG